AUCCCCCAUCCUGCUGUUUCCUUUUAGUCACACAAUUCUCUCUCUCUAAAAAUACUAAUACCAGUACUGGAACGCUUCCCCUUCCUUCCCCUUCUCUAUUUAAAAGCCCUAGCCAGAGAGGCGGAGAAGACCAAGUGUCAAUCGCCCAUCCACCUCUACAUAUCAGUAAGAAUUUCGGAGUGCCUUAUCCUGUCAGGCCAUACUCAAAUUUGUGAUGAGCACCCAGGGACAUAGGACAUAUUCAAGGUCUCAACGAAGGCGGAAAACAGGAUUAAAUGUUGAUCUAAAUGCAGUGCCACCAAGUGAUAACCGUGACCAAGUGGGACCUUCAGCUCAUUCUCAGUCUCAAGACUAUGAAACUAGCUGGGGAGCUGGUCCUAUCCCACCUUGCCCAAUUGAUCUUGAGGCAAUUGAUGAUGAUGUGAUGAUAUCCUCGCCUAGGGCGUUUGCAGAGGCUAAAAACAAUUCUAGGAGGAAUCAUGGGCGGGUGAUCGUCGUUGAUGUAGACUCUGACGAACGAUCAUCUAGAGGGACUCAAAAUGGUCGAAACAAGCACAGAAGAGUCUCUGCAAACCAAACAUUUAUAAACUGCGACCUUUACAUUAACCUGGAAGGUGCAAGCAACUCUGGGAGAGAUAAUGUGAAUUCUGUGGUGUCGCAGCCACUGCCACCACCGCCCCCACCAAAGGAGCCUACCUUCAAUUGUCCAGUUUGCAUGGGUCCAUUGGUUGAGGAAAUGUCAACCAAGUGUGGUCACAUUUUCUGUAAGGCAUGCAUCAAGUCUGCCAUAGCUGCUCAGAAUAAAUGCCCUACAUGUAGGCGGAAAGUCACAACGAAAGACAUUAUCAGGGUCUAUCUUCCUGCUGCAAGUUAAUGCUCAAGGGCUUGGUUCAAAGCCUGUUCGGUUUGACCGUGAGAGACCUGGAUAAAGAGCACGGGUGAUAUGAGGCAUUAAAUACCUUAAAGGUGGGUUUUUGGAAGACGGGACAAAAUUGAAGGAUUUGCAAGGUUGGCUAAGGCUUAGGCUGUUUAUUGUUCUGGGUGUUCCUCCUUGCAUUAUGUGACACCCGGCAAGAUAUUUGUUUUGGAUAUGAUAUAUGUAAUUUUAGUGAAGUUCUGAUUGAUUUUUCAAUUGCUGAUGAAGACUUCGUUCUUAUUCCUUCAAUAUUGCAAAUGCUAAUAUACUCUCGCAUCUCCCUUA
Messenger RNA from Coffea eugenioides, 1201 nucleotides. RefSeq names its product E3 ubiquitin-protein ligase RNF4. The record is from RefSeq and is a predicted model, not a curated record. The transcript has 6 exons. NCBI's taxonomy places the organism in Eukaryota, Viridiplantae, Streptophyta, Magnoliopsida, Gentianales, Rubiaceae. Bases 215 to 874 code for a protein of 219 amino acids.